This is a messenger RNA of Melanaphis sacchari, 927 nucleotides long. RefSeq lists its product as uncharacterized. Gene Ontology annotation, molecular function: nucleic acid binding. NCBI's taxonomy places the organism in Eukaryota, Metazoa, Arthropoda, Insecta, Hemiptera, Aphididae. The record is from RefSeq and is a predicted model, not a curated record. The transcript has a single exon. The coding region runs from base 1 to 927 and encodes 308 amino acids.
AUGGUGAGUGUAGAACCAGAAGCUGGCCCUUCAAAGCCAUCAUUUACUUUUCCGCGAAAACAAUAUAAGCGAGCUAAAUAUGCAACGGACAUUGACGACUUAGAUGCGGAUAUUGUACGUAGAACUAUUCAUGAGUUCUACGACAAUCGUGAAUAUCCGACAUCAACUAAAUUACUGAGUAAGUACCAUGAAAAAACUAAUUAUAAGGGAUCCAAAACUUCAAUGUGGCGAAUUUUAAAGUCCUUGCAUUUCAAAUACAAGAAAUGCAACGAUGGUAGAAAAUUUCUUAUGGAGAGGAACGAUAUAGUGGCAAUACGAGUAAAAUUUUUACAAACAAUGUGUAAUUUAAGGCACCACAAUGAUACGCGCCCUGUCGUUUAUUUGGACGAGACCUGGGUAAAUCAAAACCACACUCGUGGAUACAUAUGGCAGAACAAACAAAACUCCGAAGGGUUGAAGGUGCCUACUGGAAAAGGGAGUCGUUUGAUUAUCUGCCAUGCCGGGUCAAGUUCGUUUGGAUUUGUAGCAGGUUCGAAAUUAGUAUUCCGUUGUCAAUCUGGCACAAGUGUGGACUACCAUACCCAAAUGAAUUCGGCCAUAUUUAAAGAAUGGUUCAUUCAAAUGUUGAAACAUUUGGAAGAACAACCCAUUAUAGUUAUGGACAACGCGUCAUACCACUCCACUACAACAAUAAAUUACCCGAAGUCAAACGCCAAAAAAUCUGAUAUUCAACAGUGCUUAACAGAAAAAUGUAUAGAUUUUUCGUCGAUUGAAACUGUGAGUGAGUUACGUGAACGGGUAAAAGCUGCAACGCCUAGAGAAAAGGAGUACGAACUUGAUGGCAUUGCUUUAGAAAUGGGACAUACAGUUGUACGAUUGCCACCAUACCACUGUCAAUAUAAUCCCAUCGAGCUUAUAUGGGCUUAA